GACAUUCUCUCAUCAAAUACAGAAAUUGAAAGUUCCAGAAAACAGGUAUGGCUAUGCAAACUGCAGUUUUACCACUAUUAGCCAUCUUUUUCCUGUGUCCUUUAACGGAAAUUGAAGCUGAUUGUGGAGACACUGCAGCCGAUAUUAUCUUUAUUUUGGAUGCGAGUGGAAGCGUUCAAAGAGCAAAUUUCGAGAAAAUGAAAGAGUUUUUCAAGGCAAUGGUUGAUGGAUUUCAAAUAGGUUAUGAAAAGGUCAGAAUUGGAUCCAUAACAUACAGUUCUUCUGUUCAAGAAACAUUUCAGCUAACGGAUUAUAUUGAUGAAGCCAAUCUGAAGUCCAGAAUUUCAAAUAUCGUUUACACUGGAGGAGGUACAAACACAGCAGCAGCGAUUAAGUAUGCUCGAAUAACCAGCUUUUCUUCACAGUACAGCAGACCAGAUGUUCCAAAAAUCGCGGUCAUUAUAACUGACGGUCAGUCAAACGACAAGUUUGCAACAUUGUCGGAAGCCGAACUUUUACGUAAUGAAAGCGUUUUCAUCUUCUCUGUUGGUGUCGGAAGUGGAACGGACAAAUCCGAACUCGAGGGAAUGGCAUCAAACAAGAGUUAUGUAUUUGAUGUGUCGACUUUUGAUGCUUUAGACAGUAUGCGGGAAAAACUUUCGGAAACCGCUUGUGAAGUUAUGUCUUGUGGACAUCCUGGAACGCUAUAUAAUGGAUAUCUGAAUGGGAGUGAAUUUUUCCAAGGAAAAACUGUUAACUAUAGCUGCAAUGAGGAAUAUAAACUCAUAGGCGAUAGCCAGAGGACCUGCUUAAGUAACAAAACCUGGUCUGGAAGCCUUCCAACAUGUAUAUUUUUCAACACAUGCGGGAGUAAUCCUUGUCAGAAUGGAGCUACAUGUACAAAUGGAGAGAAUAAGUACACCUGUGAUUGUCCCAGUGGCUACUCGGGUGUUCAUUGUGAAGAAGAUAUCCAGCCACCAUUAGUCCAGAACUGUCCCGCGGAGAUACGACACACGUCCCCAUCGCGACAUGUAGAUGUUUUCUGGAAGGCGCCACACUUCUACGAUCCAUUUAAUAACACAGUUAUUGUUACCACAAACUACCCGGAUCACGGAUCAACCUUUCUCUGGGGAGACUAUGUUGCUCGCUAUCACGCCUUUAAACCCUCCAACGGUCUCAGAGCAAAUUGUACCUUCAACAUAACAGUUCGACCUAACCCAUGCCCAAACGUAACUAUUCCGAGAAAUGGUGCUCUCGUUUGCAAUGGAUGGAAAAGAGAAUUCACUCAGUUCUGUGUCAUUUUCUGUCAAACUGGUACUAUACUCACUUCUGGUCAUGACUUCCGCACGAGAUACAUUUGUGGCGGAAGUGGACAAUGGCUGCCGACAGGAAACCUUCCUUCUUGUGAAUUAUCCCAAGUACUACCAUCAACAAAUGAUAGACCAUACUACUUCAAAAAUUGUGACCGAAACGACAAAGUCAGAAUGAAGAAAGGGUACCAUUGGAUUCUGAAGAACUCAAAUUUUAAAUUUCUCUGCAACAAUUAUGGUGACCUUUGUAAAAUGGAAAAUGUUGAUGUUCAGUGCUGAUGAAUUUCUAAUUAUUUGCAUUUGAAAAAAUCAUGUAAUAUUUCUAUAAUUUCGGUAUAAUUUGAUUCGUCAU
Messenger RNA from Saccostrea cuccullata (small rock oyster), 1662 nucleotides. Its product is annotated as sushi, von Willebrand factor type A, EGF and pentraxin domain-containing protein 1-like. The coding region runs from base 48 to 1589 and encodes 513 amino acids. NCBI's taxonomy places the organism in Eukaryota, Metazoa, Mollusca, Bivalvia, Ostreida, Ostreidae. Gene Ontology annotation, molecular function: calcium ion binding. The record is from RefSeq and is a predicted model, not a curated record. The transcript has 8 exons.